AUGGCAAAACAAGAUGCAAAGCAUAAUGUAGCAAGGCGGGAAUUUUUAGAGGUCAACACUUUUGGUGAUGGAGCAAAUGAAGAAAAUGAGUAUAUUGAGGUGGCUAAAAAGAAGUAUUCUCAUUUGAAAAAUUUUUUUUUGUCAGAAGGAGAACAGAGUGGCCUUGGUAGGAGACAUAGAAAAAGCAUUUUUGAACGUAAAGUAGACAAAGCAGACAGGGACUAUUUAAGAUUUCUGUGGGUUAGAGAUGCGACAAAUGCCAAUUUAGAGGUUGUUGUUUACAGGUUUUGCAGAGUAGUGUUUGGAUUAAAUGCUUCGCCAUUUUUACUCAACGCCACGCUUAGGCAUCACAUAGCGCAGUUUGCAGAAUCACAUCCAGUGCUUGCUCAAGAAUUGAAUGAAGGAUUUUACGUUGAUGACUUAGUUUUGGGGGGCAAAAGCGCACACGAAACGAUCGAUUUAUAUGAAAAUGCGAAAUUUAGAAUGUCUCAAGGCGGGUUUAAAUUAAGGAAAUGGAAGACAAAUGACGCAAACGUACGAGCGCAUAUAGAACAGCGUGAUUGCGAGAACAAUGUCGUGCAGGUGACAGAUCCAGACGAUGAAACAUUCACACAAUGGAGUUUGGGAGUCCAAAAUAACGAUGAUUACACAAAAGUUUUAGGUAUAUGCUGGGAUUGCGGCAAUGACCUGUUCAUGUUCGACCUACAAAAGUUUGUAGUAGACUUGAGUCACAAGAAGCUAACUAAACGAAACCUGCUGAGCGCAUCAGCAAAGAUAUUUGAUCCGCUAGGUUUAAUUAGCUGCGUAAUAGUUUUGAUGAAAAUCUUGUUUCAACAGUUGUGCGUAGAAAAGAUUGAUUGGGAUGACGAGAUAAGAGGAAAGCACGCCGGUCUAUACACUGAAUGGAUUGAAGAUCUAAACCGUGUUAAGACUAUUAAGCUAAAUAGAUGCAUCUAUAGUGGUGUGAAGGGCAAAAUUCAAUCUUUUGAACUUCACGGGUUUGGUGAUGCAAGCGAGAAAGCGUAUUGCGCGCUAGUAUAUUUUGUUUGUCGCACGAGUGUUGGAGUCUUUGUGAAAUUGUUAACAGCAAAAACUAGAGUUGCGCCGCUGAAGAAUUUACUAUACUGCGCUUAG
Messenger RNA from Xenia sp. Carnegie-2017, 1134 nucleotides. RefSeq lists its product as uncharacterized. Bases 1 to 1134 code for a protein of 377 amino acids. The record is from RefSeq and is a predicted model, not a curated record. Lineage: Eukaryota; Metazoa; Cnidaria; Anthozoa; Malacalcyonacea; Xeniidae. The transcript has 3 exons.